AUGGCAAAAAGGUUGUCAAAGUGUGCGACUCCGCGUCCCCGCAUGCAACCUCUAGAGGUGGUGAUAAAAUCGAAACUAGUUUCAGUGAUGUCCAUCGCCAUGGUUUCAUCCCUUCACAUACCCAUAAACCGUCCUCGCGGCUUCAUGUUUUCUCGAAACACUGAUAUGAGUGCGUCACACUUGCGAGCCGCAGAAACAUUAAAAAAAAAGCGUGUCGACAGUGGGUCUUUCUGUUGCAGCUACAGGGCAUACUUUCCAACUAAGCCUUUAAAGAAGAGGAUUCGAGCGCAGAUGUGCAUGAUUUCUUCAUUAUCGCCAUCUACCUCGGGGCCGCAACCGGACGUCGAGGAAGAAGGAUCGGCGCUGGACUUUCCAGAGGAAUACGUGCGAGCUGUGCCGAGCCGGCGACCAGAUAUCUUUCCUGACAUGAAGGAGCCGAAACAACCAGUGCCUAAGCCCAUGCCCGGCGAUCCAGAGUUGCCCGAUGAAGAAGAAGAGGAGGCGGAGCGCAAGAAAAAAACUGGUGAGCCAGGGACAGACCCUGAAGAAGAAGAAGAGCAGAGCCCGGCACCUCAAAAACAAGAAGAGGUCGAGUGAGUAUUUUGCCUUGAACGUGCAUACUCAGCAUCGCAUGGUUUAUUUGCUUGUGAUACUGAUGUCUUUGGAACAUUCCUACAAAAUAGCUAAAAAAAGUCAGUUUUUGUUUUACGUUCGUUACACAAUGUUGAGUCCCUCAUACAUCAUAUGUCAAAAAGGAACUGCUGUAAGAAAUAUUUUAAUGAACAAGAGUAUAC
Messenger RNA from Micromonas pusilla CCMP1545, 794 nucleotides. RefSeq lists its product as uncharacterized. NCBI's taxonomy places the organism in Eukaryota, Viridiplantae, Chlorophyta, Mamiellophyceae, Mamiellales, Mamiellaceae. Bases 88 to 597 code for a protein of 169 amino acids. The record is from RefSeq and is a predicted model, not a curated record. The transcript has 2 exons.